UAAGUUACUCCUCGAAAUGUCAACAUAAACAACAGGCAAUGGAAAAGGAAUCUUGCGAAAAACAAUAAUGGAUUGCUAAAUUUGAUCACAAUAUCCACCUAUUUCUGCGCCGAGUGGGACAGUAAUAGUUGAACGAGUGCAUAAAGUGGAAGUUCAAGCUCAAUUAUUGAAAAUGAAUGAAAAUAUAGCCCUAGAAGUGAGAUUUGGAGGAGAAACACAAAUUUACAGCCCUGCUUACAAAACAUCAUGGCAGGAUCUUCUCGCAAUGCUCAAGUGUUCUUUCGAUUUGGAAGAUGUCUUUGCAACCUACAUUGAUGAUGAGGAAGAUGAGAUUGCCGUAGACACUGAAGAAGAAUAUGACCAGGCCAAAGCAUUGGCUUCCAAGUGUCAGAACGUGCUUCGUCUUAGAGUCUACCCCAAGGACAAGAGACCCAGCUUGGACUCUAUUCGAAAGGAAAACGCAAGUCCUCCUGAGACAACAGAAUCAGUGAAGAGGAAGAGAGCGCAUACACCACCUCGGCCAGAGAAAGAAACGCCAAACACCAAACCAGGCCCUACCAUCCCCAGUACCCCUCCCAUCCCUGUGCCCCCACCACGCCCUAAAGUUCCACCUCGCCUGACCCGGACAAACUCGUUACCCUCCCACAAGCAGCCUCAUGCUGUGAGGUCUUAUGUGAUGGAGGCAGUGGAGGAACUCAAACAGCUAAAUGUAUCCACCCCAGAGCAAAGUGACGGUCCUGAUAAAGAAAGAGAGUUGAUAGACCAGAUAGUCAAAGGAGUGAUCGAUGGUCUUGGAAAACCUUACUUGGACAAGACCCAACCUUACCCUUGGGAGCCAUCCCAGAGAAUGGUUGGGACCGGGUCCCCGGUGUGCUCCACCCCUCCAACCAAUGAGCAAGGGACCAAGCCCAAGAACAGAACACCAGCUAAGCUAGUACAUGCAGGUGUAAAAUGUGACAAGUGUGAUUGUGUUAUCUCUGGCAUCAGAUACAAAUGUGGCCAUUGCCUGAACUUUGACCUAUGUGAAGAGUGUGAAGCUCUGCCUGGCGUGCAUGAUGUUAACCAUGUGUUCCUGAAGCUCAAACGACCAGCAUAUCGUAUUGGAAUGAAGUCUGAUGGAAGGGUUGCUCCUAUCUUCAAACAUCCUAUCUAUGCUGAUGAUGACACACCUGUCUGGGAAUACAAGAUCAAGAAAUUUGAGGAGAAGAUGGCCAGGAAAGCUGCUCGGGCAGAGCUCAAGCGAAAAUACCGAGAGGAGAAGCGCCGUGUCAGGGUCGAGUGUCACAGCCAGGUAUCACCAACUAAGAGAGAGAGGAUAGAGAAGAUGGCUGAGAAACAGGCCGAGCAGAUCGUGGUUGCUGCAAGUGUGGCUGCCUCCCCUACAACCUCUACCACUUCAGCAGCAGAUUCCACCUCUGAAACAACUCCUCUGCUUGCACUGACCAAGUUUGAUGCUGCCUUUGUUAGUGAUGGUAACUUGCCGGAUGAGACCCAUCUUCAACCCAUGACUAAGUUUGUCAAGAGCUGGAUCAUGGUCAACAAUGGUAGUGUGCAGUGGAACUCAGAUACAAAGUUGAAGUACCUGUGGGGUAACAUCAAAGUCCUUUCCCCUGACCCAAUGAUCAUCCCACUCCUGUUACCGGGAGAGGAAGGACCCAUCUGUGUGGACUUUGAAGCACCUGCCAAACCAGGCCACUAUCAGAGUCACUGGAGACUUACACAGAAGGGGGAACAGUUUGGCCAUCGUGUCUGGUGCAAUAUUAUUGUGGAUAAGGCUGAAAUCUUGGAGCCUAAGUGUGAGAGCAAGAAAACUGUGCAGGAGGAGCUGAUUAUACCAAAAGUCAAGGAGAAUGAUGGAGUCCAGACUGAGUCCAGUGAGAAUACAGCAUCUAGUGCUGUGGCCCACCUCCAGAGUGACCAAUCAGAUAACGGCUCUCCGACCAGGAUGGUAUCAUCCUCUGAUGUUCUUACUGCCCAUGAUGUCCUCUCGUUUGAACUGCUCAGUAUCCAUGAUGACCAGGAUGCAGACAAGGAAGUUGCUGGCGUGAACAGUCCUGCUGCCACUACUACGCCUAACAAUACUCCAAUAGUUGGACUGACCCCCUGUAUCUCACCAAUCCCUCAGCUGGAUGAGAAGCUCCUAUGCCGUAGGGUAUCUGAACACAGCGACCUUGAGAUUAUCCAUCGUGAAGACAUCCCAGAGAUCAUUGAAACCCAGGAUACAGUCAAAGAUGGACCAACCAUGGAGAUAGCUCAGGAUGGUGUUCCAGUAGCAUCCUCUUUCUCUGAUAAUGAAGAUGAGGUUGAGAGUAUCUGUAGUUCGUCUGAUAGUGACAUGCUUGAUGACUACUGCGUGGUACCUCUACCAGAUUGCUUUGAUCCUUCUAAACCUUUGGAUAAGUCCAUGAUUCUCUCUAGGACAUCCAUGUCUUCAUCAUUGACCUCUAGCAUUCUAGCACCAAGUGCUGAGAGCGCACCCCUGGUCAGGUUACCUAGUUAUGAAGAGAGCCAAGCAGAGAUUGAAAGCACCUCCACUUCUGAAGUUCCCUCCACAUCGGAAAGUUCAUCCAUGUCUCCAAAAGCAUCCACUCCCAUCAUCAUAGAGGAAGAAGUUCCUCAGUUUGCAGCAGCUGCUGCUGCCCCUGAAGACACUGCAACUCCAUCUGCUGAGCAAGACUGUGGAAAGACAGAAGAGAUCAUCCAGAUGGAAAAGGUCCAAGCAGAAGACUCUAUCAAUGCUGAACCUUCCGUAGAUGCCAUGCUAAGCACUUCAAACCCUGCUCUGGAGAUCACCCCGCUCAUCCCGUUAGUGGCUGCUACCCCUGUUCAGAAGCAGCAGGUCAGUGAUGCUACCAUCCCGUCCCCCAAGCCGACCACACCCAGCCAGGAGACAGUCACAGUUGCACCCAUGCCGGAGAUCACUCUCCUGGCCAGUCCAGUACCGACCCAGUCUGAGGAGGCUGUGCUGAUCAACCCAGAAGGGAGUGUCAUUUACGCCACAAGACAGCGUGAGGUUGUGAGAGAGUCUCGUACAACCCCUGCUGUUGGUGGUGCUGAAGGGACCAACCUUGACUUGAUUGAAACAACUGUCCAACCUCAAGAAACAAAGGUCCAAGAACCUGAGAGGCAUGAGGAUCAUGAUGAUGAGUUCCACGAUGCUCAAGAUGUACCAACCCAGCAGAUGAAUACCCAAUAUAACAACACCUACAAUGAUGUCCAACUUGAAACUGACCCAGUUGAUCUCCUAGGGUACACUGCAGCACGAGCAGUAGAAGUAGCAGGUAGUGUUGUUAGACAAGCCUUUGAUACAGCUGCUAGCUCUGUGAAUGCUCUUCUAAGACCACAGCCCAUCCCGAUGCCUGCCCCAUACGAACCACCAAGCCUCUCACCUAUGGACCAGCUGAUUGAGAUGGGCUUCGGCAACAGGACCAAGAACCAGGAACUACUAGAGAAGCAUAAUGAUGAUGUGUCAAGGUGUGUCCAGGAUCUCCUUCAAGCAGAGGACAAUAAUUGGUCUGAUACCAGACACUAGGACCUAGACCUUUCUCCUCCAAGUCCAUGAGUGGUCAAAUAUUGGUAUCAAGGUCCUAGAGUAAAACCUACAUUUCUUAUUGAUUGAAUUAAAUUUACUGGAAUUUAUUCUGAUAUAAAUGAAAAGUUACUACUGUGCAUUGUAGAAAUACCUUGUCUUUUCCAUGUUAACUUUAUUUACUCAUAUAGGCCUGCCUGUAGAUGUGCUGCAAAGAGGGUUUAAAUGUCUAAAUUUGUAUGGCUUUUGUAUGGGGAUAAGGGUAUAUGUGUUGAAGUGCAGAUAGUAAAAUUCGUUCAUCAUGUGUGAAAAAAAAAAAAAUUAAUUUGUGAAAAUUUGUGCGAAUAUGCCAAUUUUAUUUCUCCCUUUUCCAUUCAAGGUUGAGUUUCAACUUUCAUAUACUGUUAAGACUGGCUGCGUUCCUUAUUUCUUCCUAAUAAGUUAUGAAUCAUGAUUAUGUAGUGUGAUGCAAACAUCAUUCAUAGAUCAUACAUGUAUAUUUUUUCUGUAUGAAGUGGUUGAUAUUGGAUUUUGUCCUUUUGUAAUGACUGGAUUUUGGGCAUAUUGCCUUGUCAAUUGAGGAAUCUUUUUAAGAUCAUGACGUCUAUUCAGUAAUAAGGCAACCAAGGAUCCAGGUGAUAUAAAAUUGAUGUUCAUGUAAUUUUCCUGUUUGAUAAUGAAUGUGUGAAAUUUGCAAUUUCGUUUUAGAGCAUUCAUAGAUGUAGUUGCUCAGUAUUGUGUCAGUUUCUGCAUUCAGAAUUUAUUGAUUUAUGAUACUUGUAUGUGGUUCAUUAAACAAAAUCAUUUAUUUUCUUCCAUUUCAAUUUUCCUCAUCUUUUCUCAUUCAAAUCUGUUACAGCAUACCAAAAUAGAAAUAUGCACAAACUUGUAUACAAUAUCCUUAGAGACCACAACUUGUGAUGGGAUAAGUCUGUAACACUUGCACUUAACAUUUACUAUUAUUUAUAGGGCUAUGAAAAGAAAAUAACUUUAUCUAUUGUAAAACAACAUAUAUUUGUUAAUUUGUCUUUUUAGAUUUAUUUUUGAUGACUUAUCUUUUUAAGAGAUACACAGCUAUCUCUCAUUUUUUUUCUCUAUCGUGUAUUAUGUAAUAAUUGUAAAUAUUUAAGAUAUUAUUCUCAUAUGGAGUAGAGCUGAAAUUAUAUAAGAAAUGUACUGUAUUAUAAAUUGUAGAUAAAAAGAUUGAUUUAUGAUGAAGAUCGUUUGACUCUUCUGUUAAGAUAAGCUCUGUCAUGUAAAAAGUAAAUUAUUAGGCUUUUGAGUCAUUUUCAUUUAGAUAUUGACAAAAAAAAGUUUUGAAGGAAUAUCAAGUGUAUGUGUAACAUUGUCUUCUUUUCCACAUUAAAAGCUUUAUAAAUAUGUACUUAUUAACUUAAUACACUGUUAUUAAGGCAGAUACCCUCUUGUACACGAAUUAUGUUUAUCCAUCCAAUGCAAUUUGACUGCAUGUACGUCAUUUGAAUUAGAUAUUCAUUAUUAGAUAUUUUUCCCCUGUAAUAUCAUUAUUAUUACUUACUACUUAUACUGUACUUUUCCCAUGAGGCCCAAAUCGCUUGCAAUGAAAUAAUUCAAUAAUUAACUAUAUUCAAGUUUCUAUUUGAAAGGUUAAAAGAUUUUUUUAUUAUUUUUUUUAUGUUUUAGUAUUGUCCUGUAGUAAGCAAAUAUACUAGAGACUGUCUGUACCAGCUAGGGGACGCUCCCAAACUAACAUGCAUGCCCCAUCCAUUACUAGCAAUGGCACAUAAAUAUUUCAUGCUCACUGAAUGCACUUUCGUUGCAUUGCCUGCCAAUGCUAUGUAAUUUAGUCUUAGUAAUGUCAUGAAAAACAAUGAGAUGUGUUUUAUUGUUCCCACAUGCACAGAUGGAUUAUACUGGGUAAGGAAAUCUUUUCUUUUGUUUCAGAUAGGUUUACAGGAAGGUUCUUGUAUAGUCACUGAAAUCUUGAAAAGAUUGUGAAACUAAAAACUUGCAGUACGUGUAUAUAUCCAAACAACAAUAAGUAGGUUUAUCUAAUAUUCCAUUGUUAGAUCUAUUGUAUGUUAUUCCUUUGUAUAGUAGAAAUUUGGCUUUGUGAUUCACUGUGAGAUUAUUUGCCAGUGUAGUUUAAUUAGAGGUAGUAAGAUUAUGAUACAGAAAAAAAUAUAACUAAACAAGAUUCUACACUAUCCUGGCAGGAAAACAUAAUCUAAAAGGGAAAACUUGCUUGAAUUCUUAUGGAAAAAGAUUGAAAAGUGUUUGUAUCACUAAUGAUGAUGAAGUGAAGUAAUACUUAAAUGCCUGUGUAUGGAUGGGUUUUUUUCAGAGUUUUAUUUGUGGACAAGGAAUAAUAAUAAUGCAGCUUGUGAAUCAAGUGUGAUUCAUCAUGUAUUUGACAUGUUUUAUUUUAAAUUAAUUAUUUUAGGAAGAUGCGAUUGCUGUAGAAUGAAUGCAUGAAGAGGGUGUGCGUGAUAAAAGAGAGAGAGAGAAAGAAAUAACGAUGUGAAAUAUCAUCUUGAAGUAUGAAUUAUUAUGUGAAAUUAAUUGAAGGUGGAGUAUAUUCAAAUAAAGAUGUAUAUUGAA
Molecule: messenger RNA, 6109 nt
Organism: Lytechinus variegatus (green sea urchin)
Lineage: Eukaryota; Metazoa; Echinodermata; Echinoidea; Temnopleuroida; Toxopneustidae
Gene: nbr1
Product: next to BRCA1 gene 1 protein-like
Exons: 19
Coding region: 173-3532 (1119 amino acids)
Biological process (GO): macroautophagy
Cellular component (GO): phagophore assembly site
Molecular function (GO): zinc ion binding; ubiquitin binding
Source: RefSeq, a predicted model, not a curated record